Paraglomus brasilianum is the source of this 1440-nucleotide messenger RNA. Lineage: Eukaryota; Fungi; Glomeromycota; Glomeromycetes; Paraglomerales; Paraglomeraceae. The record is from the annotation of a GenBank genome assembly.
AUGUCAAAAAUUGCAGAUCGAAUUAUUUACAUACCAGAAAAAGUAAAAAUUAAUUUAGAAAAGGGAAUAAUUUCCGCCGAAGGGCCAUUAGGUAAGAGUGAAGAGUUAAUCAUUCCUUCUGAUUUGGAAAUUAUUAAUCAAGAUAAUAAAUUAAACACUAAGUCAGUUAAUUCUGCUUUGGCUGGCACUUACAAUGCUUUAAUUUCUAACCUGAUAAAAGGGGUAGUGGAAGGCCACGAGAGCAUUAUUGAAGUAAAGGGAGUAAGCUAUAAAGUGUCCUCAAAAGAAGGAAAAUUCCAAUUUUCCUUAGGAAAAUCUCACCUUAAUUAUGUUACUAUUCCUGCCGAGUUAGAAGUAAAGGUAGAAGGGAAUAAAAUAACCAUUAGGGGAAAAGAUAAGCAGAAAGCUACUAGCUUUGCCGCUGCUAUUCGGAACCUUCGUCUUCCUAGCAUUUACAAGAAAGACAAAGCCAUUGACGAUACAGUAGGUAAUACUCUCACUUCUGCUUCUACCGAAGAUUUUGAUGAGAAAAAUAAUGAUUACUCUCGCAAGAAUAAGGUCUAUGCCAAAAGACUUGGAGAAUUGUUUGCUGAAAAAUUAAAGAAAGAAAAUAAAGAAAAAAUCAUUUUUGACCGCAAUGGUCGGCCUUAUCAUGGAAAAAUGGAGGAAGAAAAAGAAAGUAGUGUAGUAAAUGGCGAAAAAGAAAAGGCAGAAGCAAAAAAUAAUCUAACUUCGAUUUUGAUAAAAGACGAAGAAAAAAACGCUGUUGCUUUUGCUCACGCUGGUGGCAAGGAAGUUGUUAUUGCCUUUCGGAAGGCUUUACGACAAGGGCAAAGAAAAUUAAUAACUUAUUUUCCUACCCCUGUUCGCACUAUUCCCCGCGAUAUAAUAGUAAAAUAUAAAGCCACUAAACUUUUCCUGAAGCCUACUCCUCCAGGAAGCGGUAUCAAAGCUAGCGGAGCCCUUAGUAGAUUAUUCAAAUUUUUGGAAAUUAAAGAUAUAAGUGCCAAAAUAAUUGGCUCUCGACGAAAUAAACUCAAUAAAAAAAAAAUUGUUGGUCGGGGCAUUGGUUCCGGUCGAGGAAAAACGAGUGGGCGCGGUCAAAAGGGACAAGGUUCUCGAAAAAGUGGUAAUGUUCGUCCUGGCUUUGAAGGGGGACAAACCCCGGUGUAUCGUGCUUUUCCCAAACGAGGAGGAGGGUUUAAAGACAAAAAAAUCUCUUAUCAAGUAGUUAAUUUAGAAGAAUUAGAAAAAGAUGAAAAGAUAAAGGCGGGAGAAGUAGUAGAUUUGUCACAAAAAAAGUUUCUGGUUAAGAUAUUAGGAAGAGGCACUUUUACUAAAAAUUUAACCGUUAAGGCCGCCGCUUUUUCUCAAUCAGCCCAGGGAAAAAUUGCCCAGGCUGGCGGUAAUUUUCAAAUAGUAGAAAAAAAGAAAAAAUAA